ACCAAAUUACUUUGAAACUUGCACAGUAGUUCGCGUCAAAUUUCCGACGAAGUUUGUCGAAUUUAAUGGUGUUUCAUAAUUAAAACCCUAUAGAUAUUAAACGAAUUGCGUUAUCACAUUUCUUCUUUAUCUGCGUUAUUUAUACAAUAAAGAGGCAUAAUUACGUCAAUCAAGGAAAGUUAUUUAUUUUCCUUUUCUUUUGUGCACAAAUGCUUUUGACAUAGUUUUGACACUUGGUCAGUCAAUAUGGCGGCCUUUUCGCAGCACUAUAGUAAUCGUUUUUCUGAUGUCAAAUAUUUUCUUGGCUAGUCUAUAAUGCAAAACACUUGCACAGAUGUACGUUUGUACUUCGUAAAAAAUCGACAAUGUACAAAGGGGAAUCUGUUAUCGAAUAAGUAUUGAAGUGAAUUUUUGAUGCCUGUGGUACUGAUAGUUCAACAAAUAGAAUAAGCCAAAGAGAAUUAAAAAAAAGUAUAUUGCAAAAAGGAAAACAAAUAAAAUAUAUAUUUGAAUGAAAUUUAAAGUAUAAAAUGUUCGAGUCACCAAGAAGUUUGCAAGAAGUCUGCAUAGAUUUUAUUUGCGAUAAUGUUUUGGCUUUGUGUGAAGUACAUCCUGGUGACACAGGUGAACAUUCAAAUGGAUCAUUCUCUCCCACUGCAUGUGAUCAAGUUAGUUGUACAUUGAGUGAUAGUAGCUCUGAAACUACAACAACAAUACGUACGUUGUCCAAUGAUGUAUCACCAAGUUUGGCUACAAGACUUAGUUUCAAAUAUCCUGAUGCCUUUUUGCCAACUGAAAUAUCAGAACAAUUAUUGUCUAGCCUUUGUGAAAAGAAAACAUUAUCCGAUCUAACGAUUACACUUUUUGAUUCAAAAUCAACUAGAUUAAGGCAUGUAAAAUUAAAAGAUGCAUCUACGCUAUCUGCAAAAGGUUUAAAAGUUCUUAAACAACAUAAAGUUGUAGAUUUGGUAGUAAAUGGCUUAAAAGUCACUGUUAAUGAUCUAAUCAGCUGUUUGGGCGAUUGGAGUUUGCAAAAUCUUAGAUCAUUGAGUGUAGCAAAGGGCAGUUUUAUGGAUUGCUCAAGAUACUGUGUAGUAGUGACACUAAGCAAAUUACGCGCGCUGCAUACUUUGAAUGUCUCAGGAACAGAAUUUAAUAAACAUGGAUUAGAAAUAGUGGUUGAAGAUCUUCCACUUUUAGAAAAUUUAGAUAUAUCAUGUACUAGAGUUGAUGAUAUAACACCAUUAAGAAAAUGUAAAGACCGUUUAAAAACUCUAACUAUGUACAAUAUAAAAAUAAGUGGAUGUGGAAGUCUAAUACCUGUUUUAUUGGAAUUAAAUGAAUUGAGAAACUUGGAUAUUUCUGAUGAAAAAGAUACAUAUGCUUUUGAAAUGUUUGCGCCUAAGAAACAAAAAAUAGGAGAUUUUCUGAAAGCUGUACAUUGUAUGCCACAUUUAACUAGUUUAGAUUUGUCUGGUAAAGAUGAAAUAAAUUCGAAAGAUUUAAAAGAAUUUAUUAAAGCACACCCACACUUGAAAUUUCUUGGUCUUGUACAUUCUGACACUUGUUACGAGGAUAGUUUAAUAAAUCCUGAAAAUAAAGAUUAUAAACCUGACCUUAUCGUCAGUGGUACAGCAACUGAAUCCCAAAUUCUAGAAGCUUUGAGAAGAUAUACUUGUCGAUCAGUUUAUGUUCAAAAGUGUUUGUUUAAUCUGUUUCGUUUGACACCAAAUUUCUUCGAACCACGCGUAGAUGUAAUCAAAUUAGUGCUGCCUGGAAUGCGAGAACAUCCACAAGAAUUUCGUGUGCAAAUGGCAGCAACCGCGUGCCUUUACAAUCUUACAAAAGGUGAAUCAGCAAUAAUGAUUCAUCCAUCAAUUCUUAAACAAAUAGUUGACUUAACAUUGACUGCCAUGGAGUCAUACCCAACUCAUUAUCAGCUACAAAAAAAUACAUUAUUGACACUGUGUAGUGACAGAAUUUUACAAGAUGUUGCAUUUGAUAAAUAUAGGUGUGCAAGAUUAGUAAUGAAUUGUUUAUCGACAUUCGAUGAUGCAUCGAUGAAUCGAAUGUCAGUAGCAAUUUGUUCCAUUUUAGCAGCAAAAAUAUCAACAGCAGAAACAUCUAUGCUUGGUGCACAACCGCAAUAUAUGUCAAAGUUAUUAACAAUGGUCAGAUCAAAAGUUCAAUCUAAAUCAGUUGAUAUUACAAUGAAAUUCACAUUAAGUGCCCUAUGGAAUUUAACGGACGAAAGUGCCACUACAUGCAAAGUUUUUUUGGAUGAGGGAGGAAUGGAGUUGUUUCUUCAAGUACUUGAAAGUUUUCAAGGUGAAUCUAGCGUGGAGACUAAAGUACUUGGUCUAUUAAAUAAUAUAGCUGAGGUUGUACAUCUGAGGCCACGACUUAUGCAAACUCGUUUCAUAUCAAUGCUUUCCUUGCUCUUAGAUUCUGUACACAUUGAUGUAUCUUACUUCGCUGCUGGUAUCGCAGCACAUUUGCUAAGCGAUGGUCCUAGUGCCUGGAGUUCAAUGCUUUCACAACCUAGUAGAGAACAAUUACUAGAUCAGUUAGCUCAUGCUGUUACUCACUGGCAAACUCCACAAGGAGAGAUGGUUGCUUAUAGAAGUUUUCAACCAUUUUUCCCUCUUUUGCGUUGUUCAGAUGCAUAUCCUGUUCAGCUUUGGGCAGUAUGGGCGAUACAUCAUGUGUGCACAAAAAAUCCAAAACGCUAUUGUAGCAUGUUAACCAGAGAAGGUGGAGUAGAAACAUUAAAAUAUCUGGAAGAAACACAUACAGAAAAUACAACACAUCCAAAUUUGCAGUCUUUAUGUCGAUCAAUUCUUGAAACACUGGAAUCAAAUUCUUGUUAACAUCAACCACUGCCUUCCAAAUUGAGAAAUAAGUACCAUGUAAAUGGUAUACUAGUCAAUAAUUAUCUUAUUACAAUCUUGUAUUCUGUUUGUUAGACCAAAUAAUUAAAAUUUCUGUAUGGAAAUGAUAUUCAUCAAGCAAGCAUUGCAAUCAAAACAAGUACAAUUCAGUUCAUUUAAAUUACAUUGAUUAACAUUGAGGGCCUGAGAUGAAAAUAAUUACCUUAGUUAUCUUAGAAAAAUCCGUUUGAUUGAAUUUAAGAAAUGAUUCACUUUACUAAGGCAAUUAUACUGUUAAAAUAAAAGUAUUAAGUCUUGUAACUAAUAGUACUUAUAAUAAAACUGAAUGAUUUAAUUAACGUAA
Messenger RNA from Vespa mandarinia (Asian giant hornet), 3234 nucleotides. RefSeq names its product protein zyg-11 homolog B. The record is from RefSeq and is a predicted model, not a curated record. Gene Ontology annotation, cellular component: Cul2-RING ubiquitin ligase complex. NCBI's taxonomy places the organism in Eukaryota, Metazoa, Arthropoda, Insecta, Hymenoptera, Vespidae.